Molecule: messenger RNA, 885 nt
Organism: Fusarium coffeatum
Lineage: Eukaryota; Fungi; Ascomycota; Sordariomycetes; Hypocreales; Nectriaceae
Exons: 3
Coding region: 1-885 (294 amino acids)
Cellular component (GO): fungal-type vacuole; plasma membrane
Source: RefSeq, a predicted model, not a curated record
AUGUCAAGACAACCGCCCAACGGCCUCGUCGUCUUUGGCCCAGACGCAAACUGCACUCUCGAACUCUGUCCAAUAGAAUGGAGCGUUUACCAAUACCGACCCUCGCUCGCAGCGAACAUCACAUUCAUCGUGCUCUACGGUCUCGCUAUGGGAGUUCAUAUUACGCUGGGCAUUCGCUGGAGGCAAUGGUUCUAUAUGUCGUUCAUGAUGCUCGGCUGCAUAUUUGAGAUUAUUGGGUAUAUCGGUCGUAUUAUCCUGUAUAACAACCCUUUCAACUUUGGAGGGUUUAUGAUACAGAUUGUGUUUAUCACGAGUGGUCCUGUGUUCUAUACAGCCGCUAUCUACGUGACUCUGUCCAAGAUUAUCAAGCACUUUGCCCCCGAAGUUUCACGGUUCAAGCCAGAAGUCAUCUGGUGGAUUUUCAUUCCCGCCGAUAUUGUCUGUCUCGCUCUUCAAGGCACUGGCGGCGCUCUUUCAACCAUCAGCCAAGGCUCAAGUCAACGAGGUAUCGACAUUGCCUUAGCCGGUCUCUCGCUCCAGGUCGUUAUCCUCGUUCUCUUCUGCGCUCUUCUUGGCGACUAUCUCUGGCGAUAUUUCCGAAGCGGAUCUUCAGGUGCGCUGAGUAGCCAGAUGCGAAUCUUCUUUGGCUUCGUCAGCGCUGCUGUUAUUUUGAUCCUUGCGCGCUGCGCAUUCCGAUGCUAUGAGUUGAGCGAGGGUUAUCAAGACUCGGACCUUAUCACAGACGAAGGUCUCUUUAUUGGUCUAGAGGGAGUACUCAUUGUCAUUGCUGUCUUCUGUCUCUGUGUAGGACACCCUGGUCUUGUGUUCAAUGACACAGCCACGAGGAAAAUCUCUGCUUCGUCACAAAGUGAUGUUGAGAAGUAA